AGUGCCUUGAUAUUUGACUCGUUUGUUAGGGAAAUAAAAUGUUACAUUACAAAGUCAGUUCUAGAAGACCCGUUUCAAUUCAAUCUCUACUGAUCUUCAAACUCUUCAAAAUCUCAGUAGUCACACAAAGAAACAAACCCUCCCAAAAAUCAUGUCGGAUGGUAUCGCACGCAGUCGUCUUGCAGAGGAACGAAAAGCCUGGCGCAAAAAUCAUCCCCAUGGUUUUGUGGCUAAACCUAAGACAAGGGCAGAUGGGAGUGUUGAUUUGAUGGUUUGGCAUUGUGUUAUCCCCGGUAAAAAAGGGGUCAGUCUACAAAAAAAUUUCUUUUAAUCAAAGUUUGGACUUUUGAAGUUUUUUUUAUGUUGCAUGUAAGCCUAGGAUUUACUUGCAUUGAAAUUUCUAUGGUUGUUUACAGAUUGGGAAGGUGGGUACUUUCCACUGACACUCAACUUCAGUGAGGAGUACCCAAGCAAACCCCCUAAAUGCAAGUUCCCAAAUGGAUUCUUACACCCUAAUGUUUAUCCUUCUGGAAUUGUGUGUUUGUCUAUCAUCAGCGAGCGUCGUGGAUGGAGACCCUCUAUUACAGUGAAACAAAUCAUAGUGGGGAUUCAAGAUUUGCUUGAUCAACCCAAUGCUACUGACGCUGCACAAACAGAGGGACAUUAGCUUCACGUAUCGGUAAGUAACAAAAGUUUAGCCUUUACUUAUUUCUAUUGUUCUAUAGUUUUGUUUUCCGAUAUGCGCUAAUACAGAACCCAAAUGAGUACUGGAAAAGAGUUCAACAAGUCCUGCAAUAUCCACAGUCUCUCUAGUCAUAUGCUACAUCACCAGAACUGUUUACUGUUAUAUAAGUCAUAUUACCGGAUCGGUCUUUGCAUAUGUCAACUCGGUUCCAUAUUUGACGGGACUAACUUUUUACAGGGAAAUUUGUUUGCUAUUUAAUAGAAAUCCUGUGUUAGUUUGAAAUUA
This is a messenger RNA of Gossypium raimondii (Peruvian cotton), 970 nucleotides long. RefSeq names its product SUMO-conjugating enzyme SCE1. Gene Ontology annotation, molecular function: SUMO conjugating enzyme activity. Gene Ontology annotation, cellular component: nucleus. The record is from RefSeq and is a predicted model, not a curated record. Gene Ontology annotation, biological process: protein sumoylation. Lineage: Eukaryota; Viridiplantae; Streptophyta; Magnoliopsida; Malvales; Malvaceae. The transcript is spliced from 3 exons.